This is a messenger RNA of Gopherus evgoodei (Goodes thornscrub tortoise), 1975 nucleotides long. RefSeq names its product apolipoprotein A4 (gene APOA4). The transcript is spliced from 4 exons. Gene Ontology annotation, biological process: lipoprotein metabolic process; lipid transport. The record is from RefSeq and is a predicted model, not a curated record. Gene Ontology annotation, molecular function: lipid binding. Gene Ontology annotation, cellular component: extracellular region. Lineage: Eukaryota; Metazoa; Chordata; Testudines; Testudinidae. The coding region runs from base 460 to 1653 and encodes 397 amino acids.
ACAUAAGCCCUAAAAGGGGCGUGGAAACCUGUCAAAAUUGCAUGGUGAUGAAUACUAUCGAGCUUAUUACUACUAGCCAGGGCUCUUUGGACUCUGGUGGCAUCAUCCCCACAGAGCCCUGCCACUAGCCCAUCGCCCCAGUCACCUUGUACUGUGAACCGAUGAGAACAUGUCGCAGGUGAGCUGCUGCCUGGGCCUGGGAGUCAAUGUGCUGCAUCUCUGGGGAAGCUCUGGGAUGCCACUGGCUGGGGGAUGAGCUGCAGGGAGACAUUUAAAUGUGAACUCGGCAAAACUCGGGGGGAGACUUACACUGAUGCCUGGAGCUGUGCCCAUCCGGCGCUCUCCAUUUCUCCCUCUGCUUAGGUGGCUUGUCUUACGCUCAGGCUCCCUCUCCUCCUGCUGCUGCUCGUUCCCCUCUUCAGGGCUAAACCGGGCCCUGUGACAUCAUAAGUGGCUGCCAUGGAAACGUCUGUGAUGUCACAAAGUGAGGGAUAUGCUGUCAGAGUGGCUCAUUUUGCCUGGCCGGUCCCUGAAGCCAAACAGCACAGGAUGUCUCUGAAGGCUGUCACCCUUGCUCUGGCACUUCUCGCCAUCACAGGGACCCAUGCAGAUGUCAGUGCCCAGCAGGUGGCCGAUGUGGUCUGGAAUUACUUCACCCAGCUGACGGGCGAUGCCAAGGAGACGAUGGAGCAGAUCCAGCAAUCUGAAAUCAGCAAGCAGCUCAACACCCUCUUCCAGGACAACCUCCAGAAUGUCAACUCCUACGCGGAAGACCUGCAGAAGAAGCUGAUCCCCUUCACCACCGAGCUGCAUGGCAAGCUGAGCCAGGACUCAGAGAAGCUGAAGGAGCAGAUCCGGCAGGAGCUGGAGGACCUGCGCCUCAAGCUGUCCCCUUAUGCUGAUGAAGUGCACCAGCAGAUCAGCAAGAACAUCCAGGAGCUCCAGCUGAAGCUGAGCCCUUAUGCCGAGGAGCUGCGUGGCCAGGUCAACCAGAAUGCAGAGUUGCUGCGCCAGCAGCUGGCCCCUUACGCCCAAGAGCUGCGGGACAAGCUGCAGGAGAAUGUGGACGGCCUCCAGGCAGCCCUGGCCCCCUAUGCCGAGCAGCUCCAGCAGCAGAUUGACAAAAAUGUGGCGGACAUGAAGGAGAAGCUGGCGCCCUUGGCUGACGAGCUCCAAGUCAAGAUAGACCAGAACAUGGAGGAGCUGCGCAAGCAGCUGGCCCCCUACGCCCAGGACGUGCAGGACAAGCUCAAUCACCAGCUCGAGGGCCUGUCCUUCCAGAUGAAGAAGGGCACAGAGCACCUGCGGGCCAAGCUCUCGGAGAGCGCGGAAGAGCUGCACCUGAAGAUGAGCCCUUAUGCCAAGGAGCUGAAGGAGAAGCUGCGCACGGAUGCCGAGGGCCUGCGCCAGUCCCUGGGCCCCUACGUGGAGGGCCUGAGUGGACAGAUGGAACAGAAGAUUGAGGAGUUCCGCCAAACCGUGGGCCCCUACGGGGAGGCCUUCAACAAGCAGCUGGUGCAGAAGGUGGAGGAGAUGAGGCAGAAGCUGGGCCCCUACACUGGGGAAGUGGAGGAUCAUCUCAGCUUCCUGGAGAAGGACGUGCGGGACAUGGUCGCCUCCUUCUUCAGCACCAUCAAGCAGAUCGAAAACUGAGGGGAUCCCUAAGAGGGCUCGGCUUCGCUUCCUAUCGCCACCUGCUCACCCUCAGCUCCACUGCACAAGCCAAGCCACUGCCUACCUCAGAGCCGGGGCAAAGAGCACUGGAACCAGCCCCAGGACAGGCUCAAGGGUGUACUGGCUCUUCCACAGUUCAUGCCACAGUGUGGGAAAAGGACCCGGCGCUGUGAAUGCCAGGAGACCUGCACAUGCCGGAUGACUGUCUGUCUGUGCUGCUACUGACUUUCCUGCACUUGCCCUCACUCCAAAAUUACCAUCUACUGUAUCUGCUGAAAUAAAACUGCAACACAGAAAUGCA